GUGGGCAAAAAGCCCCUAAAGAGAAGCGGCGCGGCUGCGGACGAGCCACAGUGAUGGAGGCCCCCAGCGGGAGAAGUCUCCGCCGGCCUUAGAGGAGAGCUUUCGACCCCAUGAGGAUGACAGCGCGGCCCCACACUGUGCGGUCAAGUUCAGCCGUCUCCAUCACUUUUACGUCACAGCGUAAAGCCACAAGUCUCUUCAACUAAACAUUUUUUUUCUUUUGAAUCAUGUGAACCUGACAGCCACAGGGCUCCUCGUAUCUCUCACACGCCUGUAUCCAGUACAGAUGUUUCUGCUUUGAUUUCAAUUUGGUAAAUACGUACUGCUGUAUACGUGCCAAACGCCACAGUGCAUCCAGGCCGUUAAGAGUUUGACAGCUCUGCGUCGGAGUCCCCCGGUAACACCUGUUGACCGGCUCAAAAACAUCCCCACCUAGUGUCAAUGUUUCCUCUGGAAGUGAUGUACAAAACAAAUCAUCUGACGAUGUCUCCCUCUGCGUGUUUGCAGGCCGGUGAGCUUCCUCUGAAGGAGCUGCUGGCUCUGUACGGCUACACGGUGUCCGAUCCGGAGAAGGAGAGCUGUCACAUGGCCGCCAGCCUGCCAGACAUGACGCUGGACAAGAUGACCGAGGGUAUGUUUCCUGGGGAGGAGGAAGAGGAGUCGUUGGCUGAUGAUCUCACGCCGUCGGUCGCCUCGAACACCUCCGAUCUGCUCCGAUGUAACGAACACGCAGGUGAAGACAAAGACACAUUAGUCAGCUCGUCGAACGAGGACUCUGACGAAGCAUCUAUUCCCUCCAAUGAAGAGCACAAGGAAAUUAUGGUUGGCUCUAUGUAUCAGGCCAAAAUCCCUCCACUCAGUUCAUAUACCUACCAGGAGAGAGCCUGCAGCAGUGACGACCAGUGUCUGUGGAGACCGGGAGUUCUCUCCGUCCAGGAAGUGGAAGACUUCUUGCUGAACGCACAGAGACCGUAUGGCCAGCAGGGGACAGCGUGCACACAGACGCAAAAAGACACCGUGCGAGACAACCAACAGGCGCUGUAUGAGCUUGUGAAAUGCAACUUUAAUGCAGAGGAGGCGCUGCGACGAUUACGCUUCAACGUGAAAGUGUUCAGGGAAGAGCUUUGUGCCUGGAGCGAGGAGGAGUGUAGGAGCUUCGAGCACGGCUUUCGGGUCUACGGGAAAAACUUCCACCUCAUUCAGGCUAAUAAGGUACGAACGCGCUCCGUUGGCGAGUGUGUGGAGUACUACUACAUGUGGAAGAAGUCCGAGCGACACGAGUACUUCACCCAGCAGGCCACCCGGCUCAGUCGUAAGAAGUUCAGCCUGCAAUCGGGGAGCAUGGAGGAUGGAGAACAGGACGGGGAGGUCGGGGAGCUGGAAGGAAGCAACGGCUCGUUGUCUCACAGCUCCAUGGAUGCUGGACAGCAUCAGUCCCCGUUACCCCCACAGUCCAGCCUGGAUCCACGCAAACGAGAUGGCGAGCUGGUGACGGGGUCGCCCGGCGUGUGCGGUGACGGAUGUCCCCGGCAGCUGUUCGGCUGUCCCUUCUCCCUCCCGGCCGCGGACGACCUGCGGGGUCCCGCCUCAGACACCUGUUGUCCCUCGGCCCUCGUUCAGCACCGGUCCCAGUGGGCCGGCGGCGGCGGCAGCCCCCUGUCCUGCCACGACGACCACUGCCUGCCAGGCUCCUGUUUUUACCAGCUGCACGUGUGCAGCGGACCUUUUGCUUCGGAGGGCCCCGAGUGCGAGGCCGCAGGCACGGGGGCCGGCACGGGGGAAUUCAGCCUGCCGUCCGCCUCGCCGCCCUCCUCUCCGGCCCUCCCGUCGCCCUUCCAGGCGCUCGGUGGCCUGCUCCUCCCGUCCAGCAUCCCUCGCUCGCUCACGCAGUGACGGGACGUGGGAAGUUCUGAACAUCUUUGAUCGGUGACAAAGAGCUUUUAUCUGACUUUGUGAAAAAAGGAUGGACCUACUAGCUGAGCCGGGGGGGUUAGUCGUCUGUCUGAACACUCUUUUUAAUCUGAGUCACUUGAACCCUUUGUCCAUUGUGGAAUGACCAGUGUUAAUCACCACUUUCAGGUGUUUCUUAGGCCUUCGUGGACAGUUUUUUUUUUUUUUUCUACAACCGGCACCACGGCUGAGCUUUUGAUUGACUGUGGCUCUAUGAACAGAUCUAUGAUCAACUAUGUUUACCAGUUUUUGUUUUAUUUUAUUUAUCAGGAUGUUUAACCGCAUCAGAUGUAAUCAAAACUUCUCCCAUGUGGAACCAAUCGCGUCCUCCUUUAGGUAUGUUCUGCUCAUCGCUCGGCACUUUGAGAUCUGAGUAAAAUCUCUGCGUUGAAACUAUGUGAAAAUUACUUUAUUUAAACAUCUUCAAUCCAAUGGGUAUUUUCAUCCUCCCUUUUUUGGUUUUGCACUCAUCCACUCCUGUCUGAAAACAAGUGAAACGGUCUCAAUAACUCUGGUUAAAUAUGAACAGCUGAAACUGAACAUUUAUUGAGGUCGAUACGCGAACAUGAUUGGAGGGAAAAAAGCAGCUCAGUGUUUUAUUUUUGGUUUUGCUUUCGUUAAAUUUGUCGUCCUUGUUCUUCAUUUGGAAGUCCACGUCAAGGUGUACAAAGGUGCAGUGCUUUGUCAUAACUUCUGAUCGCCGUUUCUAUCAUGUUGAAUAUCAAGUUUCAUUAAGAGCCUGAUUGACCCGCAGAAUGGGCAUAAAAUAAAACGUGAAAAUGUAAACUGUACACGCGAACAUAGUUAAGUCACUGAAUGCGAUCACUCUUCCUCAGGUUCUGCGACUUCAGCUAGUCUCCUUUCGCCCUGGACAGGCGCGUUCGACAGGAAGGUUAUUGGAUCGAGAUGCACUGUGUAAAAAUAUAUGUAACUAAAGGCAGGUUUGAAAUAAUGGGUGUAUCCCCCCCCCUGUGAUCCGGGACCGCUUAAAACUUAAAUGGGUUCUUUCUUUUGCCUCGUGCAACAUCCUCCCACCAAGUUUAAUGAACUAAGCUCCUCAGAGAGGUGAUGAUCGAGGUUUGGGGUCCAAAGAUCAAUCUAAUAUGAGAUGUACCGGUUCUUCUACCUACGUUCAAGUAACAUGUGAACAAAGGUGCAUAAGUUGAACGCAGCUGACCUGAAUUGUGGGUUUAACAGAAUAUCGUGUUUCUCUGAAAUGUUUUGCUCACUGACUUCUGCCAGAUGUAAGUAUACUGAGUAUCACAUGUAGAAGCUUUGGCAUUUCUUUUAUGUGUGUGUGUAUAUAAUACAAUUCUCAUCUAACCAGUGUUCCAAACCAUCCAUAACGCUGUGAAUUCUGUUGGUCAAAGGAUGACAAACUUAUAUUCUCAGUUGUCAUUUAACAUCUCAAAGUACAUCUAGUAUUUUCUAAAAGACAGACAGAGCUUCAGGUGAAGGACGACAAAAUAAAUGAUAAACUUAGCGUUUCAUCUCUCAGAGGAAUCCGCCUCUUCCAGGUUGAGAGUUGUUUAGAGACGGAACAUCUUGAAGUGAUGGUGUGAAUGUGAUACUAAAGAUUCUUGCAUUAAAUAUUGUUUUAAUUUACAUACAUUGAUGAGCUUAAAUAGAAAUAACUUUAUUUGCGGCUCCAUUCGUACAUAUGUGGUAUUUUCUUCUGCAUGAAAUGUCUGCAUAUUUUGCUCUCCACUCUAAACAGGUAAAGGGAGAGUUACAGGGGAGGAAAUGUUCGUCCUUCUGUUGGUUCCAUUUGUUUUGUAAAUGCGGGAGCUCCGCCUGUGAAACGCGUAUAAAGCCAAACCGGUCUCGUAUGUUUUGUGUUUGUUUACACGGAGGAAGGGAGGCGGCUUUCACACUGCUUUCUAUUCAUUUUUGUUUUUACUCUCAUUUUCUAGCAAUUUAUAUAUUGUAUUUCUUCCGUGUUUGUUUAUGAUAAUUAUAUUUUGUUAAAGAAACGUGUGAAAUAUCUAAAUGAACUAUAAAUUAUUUUUAAAAGCG
Molecule: messenger RNA, 3966 nt
Organism: Gasterosteus aculeatus aculeatus (three-spined stickleback)
Lineage: Eukaryota; Metazoa; Chordata; Actinopteri; Perciformes; Gasterosteidae
Gene: mier2
Product: mesoderm induction early response 1, family member 2
Biological process (GO): negative regulation of transcription by RNA polymerase II
Cellular component (GO): nucleoplasm
Molecular function (GO): transcription corepressor activity; histone deacetylase binding
Source: RefSeq, a predicted model, not a curated record